CAACAGCUGAGGAUGACGACGAUGACAAGAAGCAGACGUCGUUGGCGGAUUGGUGGUGGUGGUGGGCUGGCGGCGUGUGUUGUGCUGUUUGCGGUGGCUGUGGUGAUGGUAAUGAGCGCCAACAGCAACUUUGUUGGUGCCAUCCCCGCUACUGCUGUAGUCAAAGAUGGUGUAGGUGGGGGCGACACACAGACGGCUGGUGAAGGGGAGCAGGCGCCAGUGUGUUCAACCGAAUCAAAAGCGGUCUUGGGAAAAGGUGGACGGCACUGCGAGUGCCCCUCGGAUCAUCGCAUCUGUGUUGGGCCGCGAUGCAGCGUCGCACGCAACUCCACGGGGCAUGUCAUCAAACAAGGCUUUCACGUCACGUGCAAGACCUGCCUGUGCCUGGCAAGCCUGAGGAAUGCCGAGGGCAAGGAGGUGGAAGUGUAUGAGCCGUAUCAAAGGGAACUGGACACGGUGCACUUGGUCAUGGUGCUGGCGGACGCUUCGCGGAGCCUCGAGGCGAAGUUUGUGAAAUGUCUGCAUUCGCUGGUGGAGCGGGCGUCCAAGCCCAUCACGCUGCACCUCAUCACGGACGACCCGCCCAAGGGCAACGAGCACCUGCCCAUGUCUGCGAUUGCAGGGGUCGACCUGCGCGUGUACCACGGGCACGACCUGCUGACCAAGGCCAUGGAGAAGGGCGGGGUGCUGGUGCGCCGGCUCAUCCCGGGCAUUGACGCGGCCGUGCGCGCGCACCGGGAGAGCGAUGGCGGCGACUUUGGCAUUGUCGGCGGCAUGACGGUGACGGAGCAGUACCUGGCGCUGAUGCCCUUCUACCACCUGUUGCUGCCGGACGUUGACAAGGCGAUUGUGGUGGACGCGGACGUGGUGUUCCGCGUGGACGUGACGCUGCUCUGGCAGAUCUUCCGCGCCUUCAAGACCGAGGAGCUGAUUGGCUUGGUGUACGAGCAGCAGCCCACCUUCCGCCACACCUUCGCCGCGUACCGCAAGCUGAACAAGCGCACGCACAUUGGCAGCCCCGCUGCCAGCGUCGGCGGCGUGCGCGCGGGUCUGCCCGGCUUCAACACGGGCGUGGCGCUGCUGAACCUGGCGCACAUGCGGGCGAGCGACCUCAUCUCCGAGCUUGUGUACACGGACCUCGUGGACCACAUGACGCGCAAGUACAUGGUGUCUGAGCGGCUGACGCCUGCGACGCUGUUCACCCUCAUGGCUGCGGAGCACCCGUUCCUCUUCCACGUGCUGCCGUGCAAGUGGAACCGGCAGCUGUGCCAGAAGAUGCGGCAGUCCGAGCACAGCGCCGUGUUUGAUGAGUACCACCAGUGCGAGCACGACGACGGCAGCGUGCUGGUGUAUCACGAAUCAUGCAACACGCAGUUGCCACGAGAGUAAAACAACAAAACGAGGAGGAGGACCGACCCUCUCUCAUGUGCAAACCACACACUCACCUAAGUUAUGUGUGUGUG
Salpingoeca rosetta is the source of this 1463-nucleotide messenger RNA. RefSeq lists its product as uncharacterized. The transcript has 3 exons. Lineage: Eukaryota; Choanoflagellata; Craspedida; Salpingoecidae. Gene Ontology annotation, molecular function: UDP-xylosyltransferase activity. The record is from RefSeq and is a predicted model, not a curated record. The coding region runs from base 13 to 1389 and encodes 458 amino acids.